AACAAAAUGCCAAACGUGUGUGGCCCGCCAUAAGCUAUCUUUGGGGGAGGUUGCUUCUCCCAGUUGUAUGAACUCUAGUUUAAGCAAAGGGAGAAAGCUAGGGUUUAUUUUCUUGUCUACUCAGAUCGCCCUUUCUGCAGCGCAAAGCUAUCCUCAACUUUACUCUCAUGUCCAUAUCAUAACCAAUUAAUUCAUUACGUCUAUCUGAAGGCAGUCCCAAUUCGCCCAAAUCUACAUAUAUCUAGAUAUUGAAGUCCAUAUCAUUCAAAAAAAAUGGCUGGUCUAGCAGCUUUCUCAGCAUUUAUCUGUGUUCUCUGGGCUACUGUGAGUUAUGGGCAGGAAGUUGGUCAUGGUUAUCGUCUUAUUUCCAUUGAGAAAGGGUCUGAUGGGAGCUUGAUAGGAAGCUUGGAGGUUAUACAGAGCACUGAUACUUAUGGACCAGAUAUUCCUCUUCUCCAGCUUUAUGUCAAGCAUGAAACAGAGGAUCGGAUAAGAGUCCAUAUAACUGAUGCAAAGAAAAAGAGAUGGGAAGUUCCUUAUAAUCUACUUCCUAGGGCACAAGUACCUGAUUGGCAAGGAAGACAAGAAAUCAUAAUUUCCAAACCAAUGUUUGAAUAUGUUGAGCUUUUAGGUAAUGAGUUGGUCUUCUCUUAUACUACCAAUCCAUUUGGGUUUGCAAUUACUCGCAUUUCCAAUGGGGAUGUCCUCUUCAACUCCUCCUCUUAUGGUAACUUGGUGUUCAAAGACCAAUAUUUGGAGAUCACUACAUGCCUUCCCACAAUAGCUGUAUUAUAUGGUCUUGGAGAGAACACACAACCAGAUGGAAUUAAGAUUGUGCCCAAUCAACCUUAUACUCUUUAUGCAAGUGACAUUUCACCUAAAAAUUUGUACACAAAUUUGUAUGGGGUUCAUCCCUUUUACAUGGAUUUAAGGGAGGAAGGUGUUGCUCAUGGAGUGCUACUAUUGAAUAGCAAUGGGAUGGAUGUUUUCUAUAAUGCUAGUGUGUUAACAUAUAAGAUCAUUGGAGGUGUGCUCGAUUUCUACUUCUUUGCAGGGAAGUCUCCAUUGGAUGUGGUUCAACAAUACACUUCCCUCAUAGGUCGUCCAGUUGCUAUGCCUUAUUGGGCUUUCGGUUUUCACCAAUGUAAAUUUGGUUAUAAGAAUGUUUCAGAUAUAGAAUAUGUGGUGGACAAUUAUAAUAAAUCACAAAUACCAUUGGAGGUAAUGUGGACUGAUGAUAACUACAUGGAUGGGGCUAAGGACUUUACACUAGAUCCUAUUAAUUAUCCUAAAGAAAAGUUACAUUCUUUCAUUGACCGAAUUCAUGCCAAUGGUCAAAAAUAUGUUAUCAUUGUUGAUCCAGGAAUUAGUGUGAAUUCUACUUAUGAAACCUUUCAACGAGGGAUGGCCUCUGAUGUCUUCAUAAAGCAUGAUGGCGAGCCCUUUGCGGGUCAAGUAUGGCCAGGAGUUGUUUAUUUCCUUGACUUCCUCAAUCCAAAAACAAUUUCCUUUUGGGAAGAUGAGAUAUCACAAUUCUACAAGAUAGUCCCAAUGGAUGGCCUUUGGAUUGAUAUGAAUGAGAUAUCCAAUUUUUGUAGCGGAAAAUGCACUACCCCUAAUAAUAAAACAUGCCCUGGCCAAGGUGUUGUCUUCACAUGUUGCCUUGAUUGCACCUCAAUUAAUAACACUCAAUGGGAUAAUCCCCCUUACAAGAUCAAUACCUUUGGAACACAUGCCCCAAUUGGAUUGAGUACUAUUGCCACAAGCUCCACCCACUAUAAUGGUAUACUUGAGUAUGAUGCUCAUAACCUCUAUGGGUUCUCAGAGGCAAUUGCCACACACAUUGCCCUUCAAAAAAUCUUGAAUAAACGUCCCUUCAUAUUGUCAAGGUCUACAUUUGUUGGGUCGGGAUCAUACACAGCACAUUGGACUGGGGAUAACCUUGCUUCUUGGGAGGACCUUAGACACUCCAUCUCAACAAUAUUGAGAUUUGGGAUGUUCGGCAUACCAAUGGUUGGGGCUGAUAUAUGUGGAUUUUUAGGUGGUACUAAUGAGGAGUUAUGUGCACGAUGGAUUCAAUUGGGAGCAUUUUAUCCCUUUAGUAGGGACCAUUCUAAUUUUGAUAGCCCACGACAGGAACUUUAUUUGUGGGACUUAGUGGCCAAGUCAGCACGCAAAGCAUUGGGACUACGUUACAAAAUCUUGCCUUAUAUUUAUACACUAAACUAUGAGGCUCAUAUGAUAGGGGACCCCAUUGCACGACCCCUAUUUUUCUCUUUUCCAAAGGAUGAGGAGACAUACGAUGUAAGUACCCAGUUUCUCAUUGGUCCAGGUGUCCUAGUGUCCCCUGUUCUACAAAAGCAGACAACUACAGUGACUGCUUAUUUCCCUAAAGGGAGUUGGUAUAGUUUGAAUAACAUGGAAAACUCCUUUACUUCUGUGGGUGAGUAUGUGACGUUAGAGGCCCCCAUGGAUACUAUUAAUGUUCAUAUUUGUAAUGGGAUGAUUCUUCCCAUGCAAGAAGGGGGUUUAACAACUACAGAGGCUAGGAAGACUCCAUUUACUUUGGUGGUAUCAUUUCCAAUAGGAUUAAACUAUAGUAUGGGAAAUGCAAAAGGUGAACUCUUUUUAGAUAAUGGUGAAGAUGUGGAAAUGAAGUUGCAAGAGGGAAGUUCCACUUAUGUCGUCUUUUUUGGUGAAUCAGAUGGAAAAAGAAUUACAGUCAAGUCUGAGGUACAAAUGGGGAACUAUGCUAUCGAAGAGGGUUGGAUGGUGAAACAUGUGGUAGUUUUAGGACCCUCUCCUUCUCCUUUAGUUUUCCAUGUCGAUUUUCCUAUAGGAAAGAACUUUAGUAUUACAUGGGACAUAAAGAACAUCCAAUCAUAUGCGAGUUAUCAAGCUUCAAAUCCUAUCAUGAUCAUGUAAAAUCUUCUCUAUUCAAAAUUAGAAAGCUAACUCCGAGUAACACAUGCCAAAUAGUGUCAUGAAGUCAUGCUUUAAGCAUUGGAUGUGAGUAUUUAUAAAAUAUUGUAUGUUUGGUCUUUAAUUAAAAAUGAAAAAAACAGAAACAAUGUACAUUGGAGUAUUGUAAAAAAUAAAUUUAUGAAGAAUAUGUGUAAAUUGAUCUUAAA
Cryptomeria japonica (Japanese cedar) is the source of this 3131-nucleotide messenger RNA. Its product is annotated as alpha-xylosidase 1. The transcript is spliced from 4 exons. Bases 274 to 2925 code for a protein of 883 amino acids. Lineage: Eukaryota; Viridiplantae; Streptophyta; Pinopsida; Cupressales; Cupressaceae. Gene Ontology annotation, biological process: carbohydrate metabolic process. The record is from RefSeq and is a predicted model, not a curated record. Gene Ontology annotation, molecular function: hydrolase activity, hydrolyzing O-glycosyl compounds; carbohydrate binding.